Molecule: messenger RNA, 1045 nt
Organism: Solanum pennellii
Lineage: Eukaryota; Viridiplantae; Streptophyta; Magnoliopsida; Solanales; Solanaceae
Product: putative calcium-binding protein CML19
Exons: 1
Coding region: 54-614 (186 amino acids)
Molecular function (GO): calcium ion binding; enzyme regulator activity
Source: RefSeq, a predicted model, not a curated record
UUCCUAUAUAAACCCCAUUCAAUAAUUUCAAGAGAUAACAAAAAAAAAAGUUUAUGUGCAUGGAGACUACUAUUUCUAACACGGAAAACAAGUCCGUUUUCUCAAAAUUAAAAAACAAAUUUUCGUCGAAAAAGUCGAUGGCAAUCGACGAUACUACUAUUAGUCGUAUAAUUACGACUAGUAGUAGCGAAAAUAGCGAUCAAUUGGAGAGGGUAUUUACGUACUUUGACGAGGACGGAGAUGGAAAAGUGUCGCCAGCGGAGCUACGGAGGUGUGUGAAGGCGGUAGGCGGAGAUUUAACGACGGAGGAGGCGGAGAUGGCGGUGAGGCUAUCGGAUUCGGACGGAGAUGGGAUGUUAGGGUUAGAGGAUUUUAGUAAAUUGAUGGAAUUAGGAGAAAAGGAUAAUAAAGAGAGUGAGUUAAGAGGAGCAUUUGAGAUGUAUGAAAUGGAAGGAAGUGGCCAAAUUACCCCUAAGAGUUUGAAGAGGAUGUUGAGUAGACUUGGUGAGUCUAAAUCUAUUGAUAAUUGCAAAGCUAUGAUAAAAAGAUUUGAUCUUGAUGGUGAUGGAGUUCUUAGCUUUGAUGAGUUCAAAGUUAUGAUGAAUGGUUCAUAAAAUAGAGAGUUUUUAAAUUUAGAGAUCGAUCAUGUGUGUAUAUACUAUUCUUUGGUCUUUUCUUGGUUGAAGAGUUCCACGUCAAAAGAAGUUAGGUUCAAAUUUCAUAACAUGGUAAUAAAGCAAGACUCAUUCAUAAUAUAUAUGUUUAUCGAUGUUAGGAUUCUCAUAUUAAUUUUCCAAGGUCAGAUGUACUCUAGUCGUGUUUAGCUUUGGACGUAUUGAAUCUGAAGAGUUCAUAUCGAAUGUCAAAGAGAUGAGUGAUCUAACUAUAUGAUCUUUGGACAAUGAUAUGUUUUUUUCUUAACAAUCUUUUGGGUUGAGUUAGGUGCGAGAUCCAUUUAUUUUAACAUAUAACUAAAAUAAUGUUGAUUGAUAUAUUUUAUGUAUACAUUGUGUUGUUAUCAAGAUUUGCUACACAUUAAUUAUAA